Hordeum vulgare subsp. vulgare (domesticated barley) is the source of this 1413-nucleotide messenger RNA. RefSeq names its product serine carboxypeptidase 1-like. Gene Ontology annotation, biological process: proteolysis. Gene Ontology annotation, cellular component: vacuole. The record is from RefSeq and is a predicted model, not a curated record. The coding region runs from base 1 to 1413 and encodes 470 amino acids. Lineage: Eukaryota; Viridiplantae; Streptophyta; Magnoliopsida; Poales; Poaceae. Gene Ontology annotation, molecular function: serine-type carboxypeptidase activity. The transcript is spliced from 6 exons.
AUGAGGAACCAUGCCAUGUACUGCGCGGCAGUACUCGUACUGGCGAUCCUACUGGGAGGAGGAUCGGUCGCGAAUGCUGUCACCGAGAAGGAUGUGCUGAGGGCCUUCCUCAAAUCGAGGGCCCAGACGCGCGUGAAUGGGCCUUCGGAGCCGGACACCUGGGCCGACCCGAUCAGCAGCUUCCGCCACCUGCCCACCAAGUGUGAUACCCCGCCGGCGGGCACCAGGGAGGCCGACAGGAUCGCGGCGCUGCCUGGCCAGCCCCCGCGCGUCAACUUCGACCAGUACUCCGGGUAUGUCACGGUCAGCGAGGAGUACGGCCGCGCGCUCUUCUACUACUUCGUCGAGGCGCCCUACGAGGCCUCCUCCAAGCCGCUCGUGCUCUGGCUCAACGGCGGGCCCGGGUGCUCUUCCCUCGGCCUCGGCGCCAUGGCGGAGCUCGGACCGUUCCGUGUGAACCCCGACGGGAAGACGCUGAGCAGAAACAGGCAUGCCUGGAACAAUGUGGCAAAUGUGAUCUUCCUAGAGUCGCCGGCGGGCGUUGGGUUCUCGUACUCGAACACGACGGUGACGAGCGGCGACACGAGGACCGCAGUGGACGCCUACAUGUUCCUGCUCAACUGGCUGGAGAGGUUCCCCGAGUACAAGGGCCGCGACUUCUACAUCGCCGGCGAGAGCUACAGCGGGCACUACGUCCCCCAGCUCGCCACCGUCAUCGUCGCCCUAAGCGAACUCGGUCUCACAGACAUGAACCUCAAGGGCAUCUUCGUCGGCAAUCCGCUCCUCGAUUGGUCCAACAACAGACAGGGAUCGUUAGAGUUCCUGUGGAACCACGGGGUGAUCUCCGACGAGGUGUGGGGCAACAUCAGCCAGCACUGCAGCUUCGGACGGUUUGGGGAUAAAGGGUGCGUUGAAGCGCAACACUCGUUCAAUGAGGGCGCCAUCGAUUCGUACAACAUUUACGCCCCGGUCUGCAUCCAGUCGCCAGACGGGAGUCUCCACUCGAGUGGCUACUUACCAGGCUAUGAUCCGUGCAUCGGGUCCUAUAUCGACGCCUACCUGAACAAUCCUGAGGUUCAGAAGGCUAUGCAUGCUAGACCCAACACCGAGUGGUCAGAGUGUGCUGGUGACAUGGAUGAUGCAUGCCCGAUUACUGCGACGAGGUACUCUGUCAAGGAUCUCAAUCUGACAGUCACAAAACCAUGGCGUCCAUGGUACACCCCUGACAACGAGGUCGGAGGCUACGCUCAGCAGUACGAGGGAGGGUUCACGUUUGCGUCGGUGCGAGGAGCUGGCCAUAUGGUCCCUAGCUUCCAGCCCAAGAGAUCACUUGUUCUUUUCUACUCCUUCAUGAAAGGAGUUCUGCCACCUGGUGCUCUGCCACCUGGAUUCUCAGUAUGGAGCUGGGUCUAA